CUGAUAGCUACAGGGAUAUAUAGAGAAUGCCGUAAGAAGAAAGGAAAGAAGACUUGUACUCUUACAGCCUCUCUCUCUCUAUCUAUAUAUUCGGAGUGGGGAGAGAGAGAAAUAGAGCAAGAGGAGGAGUUCCACAUCAACGACAAAAGGAAACCAAAAAGAUACACCAACAUAGCGCCAAACAAAAGAAGAAGAAGAAGAAAAAAAAGGAUUAGUUGAAGCACAGGAUAAAAAGGGUCUUCACCCACAAAGGCUGUGUGGCAGAAGAAAAAACCUACCCAGUUGAAAGAGAUCGCAAGAGAGAAACCCAACCCUUUUCUCUCAUCACCUCCACUACCCACAAGAGAUAAAGAGCACUAAAAAGUCCUCAACAACAUAUCAAACUGAAGCUCUGUCUCCUUCCUUAUAUUCCCUUUCUAUUCUUCUCUCCGCCUAUAAGUAUAAUCCAGUUUCCAUAUCCCUUUUUUUUUUCUCUCCCGAUUCUGCUUUUCAUAUCAAAAAGAGAUCAAUAUGGAAACACCUUCUAAGUUAUAGAAUUUUAGUCGCAAGUUUUUGUCCUGGGAGGAAGAGGGAGAUGCGUGGAUUCAAGGAAGAAGAUCAAGGAGAGUGUUCUCAAACUAUCCAUAACUUCCAAGGCUACCAAGAACAAUUACUUCUUCAACACCACCUACAAAUGCAACAGCAGCAGCAGCAGCAGCAGCAGCAAAGCAAUGACAUCUAUGGAGGAGCUAGAGGAACCGGAUUGAUUUUCCCUGAAGUUUCACCAAUCUUACCAUGGCCUCUCGCUCCAGUCCACUCCUUCAACCCUACCCAUUUCGUUUCUAACCCGGUUCGUGAACAAGACCCGUUUCUUAUCCCUCCAGUACCAUCAUCAUAUGGAAAUCUCUUCAACAGACGAGCUCCUCCCCUGCAGUUUGCUUAUGAUGGUCCAUCAAGUGAUCAUCUCAGAAUCAUAUCUGAGACUCUUGGACCGGUGGUUCAGCCCGGUUCAGCCGCUUUUGGGUUGCAAGCUGAACUGGGGAAGAUGACUGCUCAAGAAAUCAUGGAUGCUAAGGCUCUUGCUGCUUCGAAGAGUCAUAGUGAGGCCGAGCGGAGGAGAAGAGAAAGAAUCAACAAUCAUCUUGCUAAGCUACGCAGCUUACUCCCCAGCACAACCAAGACGGAUAAAGCUUCAUUACUAGCAGAGGUCAUCCAACACGUUAAAGAGCUAAAACGCCAGACUUCUUUGAUAGCCGAAACAAGUCCCGUACCGACCGAAAUUGAUGAGCUAACAGUUGAUACAUCCGAUGAAGAUGGUAAAUUUGUGAUCAAAGCUUCAAUUUGCUGCGAAGACAGGUCUGAUCUUUUGCCUGACCUAAUAAAGACCUUGAAAGCAUUACGCUUGAGAACACUAAAAGCUGAGAUUACAACUCUUGGUGGACGAGUCAAAAAUGUUUUAUUCAUUACUGGAGAAGAAGAUUCUUCAAGUAACAGCAAUGAGCAGCAGCAACAUGAGGAGGCACAAUAUUCUAUAAGUUCAAUCCAAGAAGCAUUGAAAGCAGUUAUGGAGAAGACUGGCGGUGAUGAGUCUUCCUCAGGGAGCACCAAGAGGCAAAGAACCAAUAUCAAUAUCCUUGAUCAACAACACAGGAAUUAUGGCAGUUGCAGUGUUACGAACGUCAACACCGAAAAAUAGAAGAGAUCUAGACUUUGUCUAGAAAAAGACGAGUCUUCAAGUUAUAGAUGAUAAGAGGUGAGUAUUAUAAGAAACUGAGUCUGGCAUUCUAAUUAUGGACAUGUCAUUACUUAAAAUCUAAUAAGAAAUUGCGAACAUGUA
This is a messenger RNA of Manihot esculenta (cassava), 1816 nucleotides long. Its product is annotated as transcription factor bHLH30. The transcript is spliced from 3 exons. Gene Ontology annotation, biological process: regulation of DNA-templated transcription. Lineage: Eukaryota; Viridiplantae; Streptophyta; Magnoliopsida; Malpighiales; Euphorbiaceae. The record is from RefSeq and is a predicted model, not a curated record. Bases 575 to 1675 code for a protein of 366 amino acids. Gene Ontology annotation, molecular function: DNA-binding transcription factor activity; protein dimerization activity.